Messenger RNA from Rhodamnia argentea, 2254 nucleotides. RefSeq names its product protein NTM1-like 9. NCBI's taxonomy places the organism in Eukaryota, Viridiplantae, Streptophyta, Magnoliopsida, Myrtales, Myrtaceae. Gene Ontology annotation, molecular function: DNA binding. Bases 285 to 2081 code for a protein of 598 amino acids. Gene Ontology annotation, biological process: regulation of DNA-templated transcription. The record is from RefSeq and is a predicted model, not a curated record. The transcript is spliced from 6 exons.
CGGAGGAAUCAGCUAGCUCAGUCGCUCGCGCCCUCGCUCUCUCUCUACCUUCUCUCUCUUCUCUUCAUCUCUUUCUCUGCUCUUUCCUCGCGAUCUCUCCAAAGCAAUGGGCCAUACGAGCGACACUACCAUCUAAACAUUCCUCGAUCCUCUCUCUCUCUCUCCGUGCUUUGUCAUCUUCUUUAGGGUUUUUGAAGGAAGAUAAAGAGGGUUUUUCCUCUCUCUCUCUCUCUCUCUCUCCAGCUUCCUUUUGGUGUCACUGGUUGUGGGGUGUGGCUCUGGCUAUGGCAGUCUUGCCUCUCAAUUCGCUCCCGCUGGGGUUCAGGUUCCGCCCCACCGAUCAGGAGUUGAUCGAUCACUACCUGCGAUUGAAGAUCAAUGGGAGCCACAAGGAAGUAAGGGUGAUCAGAGAAAUCGACGUCUGCAAAGUGGAGCCCUGGGACUUGCCUGAUUUAUCAGCUAUACAGACGAAGGAUCCAGAAUGGUUCUUCUUCUGUCCCUUGGACAGAAAGUACCCGAAUGGCCAUCGGCUUAACCGGGCAACGGGAACUGGAUACUGGAAAGCCACAGGGAAGGACCGGAAAAUAAAAUUGAGAGGAAACUUGAUUGGAAUGAAGAAGACUCUGGUCUUUUACACUGGCCGUGCUCCCAGGGGGAAGAGGACCAAUUGGGUGAUGCAUGAAUACCGAACAACUUUAGAAGAGCUCAAUGGUACUCAUCCCGGACAGGGUGCAUUUGUUCUGUGUCGUCUGUUCAAGAAGCAAGAUGAGACUCUUGAAGGCUCAACUUGUGAGGAUGGAGAAGUACUAGUUGCUUCUCCAAUAGCCAAAUGUUCACCUGAUGAAACCGAGUCAGAGUUAGCGGUAGCUCAAGAUGGACCAUCUUCUGCGACCCAAGAUAAACUGCCAGAUGAAGAUCGUGAUUUAGAACAAUACCAGCGUUCGCUUUUAAAGAAUAAUGAGGUGAAUUUGCCACAAGACAGUGAGAUGAAGUUGCUUAGAGAACCAAUGAUGGAGCUUUCUUUACCACCAUUACCGUUGCCGAUGAAAGAAGAGUUGGGAACUUCCGGCAUGUAUGGGGUUACAAAUGACAUUAGCUGUGACGAAACUGGUGUGUGGCUUCAGAAUGACAAGAAUGAAGAUGAUAUAUCUGACUUCUUUGCCCAUAUAUUCAAUGUUGACUAUGACGGCUCUUGUGAUGAGAGUGGUCAGCAUAAUUUGGAUUUUGGCAGCGAGAUCCGGAAGAAUGGGCCUGUAGGCGAAGACGAUUUAUUAAAUGAACUACCUAAGGAAGCGACUGAAAGACAGAUUGGAUGUCAAUUGGAGUGGGAUGAAGCAAAAGAUAAUGGGAGAGACGCGUUACAAAUGGGAAUGGCUCCAGAAAACUUCCAAAUGGGGUUCCCUGCGUCUAAUGUUGAUCAGGACUAUAUUGUCAAAGCUUCAAUGUUUGGAAUCUCUUAUGGGGAAGAACCAUCAUCUCAAUCUGACGCGAAGCCAAAUAGCAUUCACCUUCAAGGCCUAGACACUUGUUCAACUGCUCUUCAGAGUGGUGACACUUUUGGAACCGGAAUCAGGAUAAGGCCUCGCUCUUCACAAAUUUUGCAACCUCAGUAUGAUUAUGGGGCACAAGGUUCCGCUCGAAGAAGAUUACGUAUACAGUGUAAACUUCAAAUUGGUCCACUAAGCUGCAGUAGGAAGUCAAGUGAUUUUAUUUCUGGUGAUGAAGUUAAAAAAUCCAAGUCCGUUAAUGCAGAGGAGGAAAAAGUUUUCAAUAAGCUGGUUGGGGGUGGUGAAGAUUUGGUUGGUGACGAAUCUGUUAGUAGUAGUUCUAAUGAACCCCGGAAGCUUACUCCUUCUGAUAUCGAUGAAGGGAGUGAAGUUUCUGGAGAAAUAGACAGUAAGGUGACGCGGGAUGCAAGAUCGAAUAAGCAAUGUUCUAGAAGCAGAUUACUAGUCUCUUCUCUGUUCACAAUGGGACCUUCUAUUCGAUCAGUGUGGUCACACAUUAGUCUGUUUAGUUUUGUUGUUUUAUUAGUUUUUUCUUUGGGUGCAAUCGGUGCGUGGACUUUUAUUAACCUGUGAGGCCCUUGAGGAACAUUCCUCUGUGUGUAUUUUUGUCAUUGCCGUUUUUCCAGAUGACUAGUUAACCUCAUAGGUGGAGAUUCAGUAGAUUUCCCUUUGUCUAUAUGGUAAUAUGUCGGUGUAUUUAGGCUAAUCUGAUCAAUGGAUGCUCUAAUCAUGCGGUUUUCUAUUCA